This is a messenger RNA of Neurospora tetraspora, 1050 nucleotides long. RefSeq names its product S-adenosyl-L-methionine-dependent methyltransferase. NCBI's taxonomy places the organism in Eukaryota, Fungi, Ascomycota, Sordariomycetes, Sordariales, Sordariaceae. The record is from RefSeq and is a predicted model, not a curated record. The transcript has 6 exons. Gene Ontology annotation, molecular function: methyltransferase activity. The coding region runs from base 1 to 1050 and encodes 349 amino acids.
AUGGUCACCAGCCCGAAAAGCCCCAAGGGCGAAGCAGCUGCGCCAGCCCCGGCCCCGACCCUGCUCAGCGCCGAUGCGCAAAACGCCGCGGGCAUUCUUCCUGCGUCGCACUGGACAGCGCAACCGCUCCCGGAAGAGAAUUCAGGCAACGAUACCGACUCGACAUAUGGAUCUUUCAGGUCCACUAUCGCUUCUCUGGCUUCGAGCAUUUACGAAUAUCGCACCAUUCAAGGAAGAACCUAUCAUGGCCAGAUGGGUAAUGCUGAAUCGUGGGAACCGAACGAUGCGCGUCACGUCGAAUCCAUGGAGAUCUUGCACCAUGCUCUGGUGUUGCAGACGGACGGAAAGUUGUAUCUCGCUCCACUGGACAAGAAGAAGGUACAAAAGGUACUCGACAUCGCAACAGGGUCCGGACUCUGGUCCAUUGAUUUUGCCGACGAGUUUCCGAAUGCCGAAGUUAUUGGUACCGAUUUCGAAUUGGACGAUUGCAACCAAGAGUGGACAUGGGGUGAAAACACCAUCGAUUUCGUCAAUAUGCGCUUCCUAAAUGGUGUCGUCGACGAUUGGUAUGCCCUCUUCCGUAACGCCUAUAGGGUGUGCAAGCCGGGCGCCUGGGUAGAGAGCUCCGCAACUUCUACCAAGUUCUUGAGUCCUGACGGGACGGUGAAGGAUGGAAGUGCUAUGGAUCAAUGGGGCAAAGUCUUCCGGGAGGGCGGUAAAAAGCUCGGAAGGACCUUUGCUGUCUAUGAAGAGGACCUUCAGAGGAAGGGCAUGGAAGCCGCGGGAUUCGUCGAUAUUCAGUACAAGGACAUCCAAGUCACUCUGGGUAUCUGGCACCCAGAUAAAAAGGCCGCCGAAAUAGGUCUUUGGUGGAAGCUGGCUAUUGAGUCAGAUAUCGAAGGAUACAUCAACUACUUCUGGCAUGCUGUACUUGGCUGGACCCCUGAGGAGGCCAAGGUAUUCGCCCGCCACAUCAAGAGGGAAUGGAACGACCCUAACCUUCACGGCUAUUUCAUGAUGCGCGUCGCAUGGGGCCGUAAGCCAGAGUAA